GGCUGGAGGCCCGAGUGGAAAGGCAGGGGGCGGGGCGCCCAGGCCUGGCGGGCCCGUGGUUGGGCGUCCCAGCCGCCCCUUGAGGCAUGGGGCGGGGUAGGUGAGGACCUCCUCCCUCAUUCCCUCCUGGGCCGCGCCGCCCCUCUCUCCCGCCCCUCCUCCUCCCUUUCCCACCCCUCGGAGUGGAGCUGCACAUGCGGCUGCUCCCUGUUCUGUCCCGCCCAGCCACCGUCGCUCAGGAACGGGUCCCUGCAGCCCCCAGCCGAUGGCAGGACAGUAGCCGCUUGUCAGGGGUCGUGAAGGGCUGAGGCAGAGGCAGAGGCUCCCGGGCCUCAGAUAGUGGCUGUCUCUGGAGGCCAUGGGCUACCCCGAGGUAGAGCGCAGGGAACCCCUGCCUACAGCAGCGCCAAGGGAGCGGGGCAGCCAGGGCUGCGGCUGUCGCGGGGCCCCUGCUCGGGCGGGCGAAGGGAACAGCUGCCGGCUCUUCCUGGGUUUCUUUGGCCUCUCGCUGGCCCUCCACCUGCUGACGCUGUGCUGCUACCUAGAGUUGCGGUCCGAAUUGCGGCGGGAACGGGGAACCGAGUCCCGCCUCAGCGGCCCGGGUGCUCCUGGCACCUCUGGCACCCUAAGCAGCCCUGGUAGCCUCGACCCUGUGGGUCCCAUCACCCGCCACCUCGGGCAGCCGCCCUUUCCACAGCAGCCUUUGGAACCAGGAGAAGAUCCACUCCCCCCUGACUCCCAGGACCGGCACCAGAUGGCCCUCCUGAAUUUCUUCUUUCCUGAUGAAAAGGCAUAUUCUGAAGAGGAAAGUAGGCGUGUUCGCCGCAAUAAAAGAAGCAAAAGUGGUGAAGGAACAGAUGGUCCUGUUAAAAACAAGAAAAAGGGAAAGAAAGCAGGGCCCCCUGGGCCCAAUGGCCCCCCUGGACCUCCGGGACCUCCAGGACCCCAGGGACCUCCAGGGAUUCCAGGAAUUCCUGGAAUUCCAGGAACAACUGUUAUGGGACCUCCUGGCCCUCCUGGACCUCCUGGUCCUCAAGGACCCCCUGGCCUCCAAGGACCUUCUGGUGCUGCUGAUAAAACUGGAACGCGAGAAAACCAGCCAGCUGUGGUACAUCUGCAGGGCCAAGGGUCAGCAAUUCAAGUCAAGAAUGGUGGAGUGCUCAAUGACUGGUCCCGCAUCACUAUGAACCCCAAGGUGUUUAAGCUACAUCCCCGCAGCGGGGAGCUGGAGGUACUGGUGGACGGCACCUACUUCAUCUAUAGUCAGGUAGAAGUGUACUACAUCAACUUCACUGACUUUGCCAGCUACGAGGUGGUGGUGGAUGAGAAGCCCUUCCUGCAGUGCACCCGCAGCAUUGAGACAGGAAAGACCAACUACAACACUUGCUAUACUGCAGGCGUGUGCCUCCUCAAGGCCAGGCAGAAAAUUGCCGUGAAGAUGGUGCACGCUGACAUCUCUAUCAAUAUGAGCAAGCACACCACCUUCUUUGGGGCCAUCAGGCUGGGCGAAGCCCCUGCAUCCUAGAUUCUCCCAUUCCAUCCUGGCCCUUACCCCUGCCCCAGGUUUGGGAGCCAGGACUCCCAGAACCUCUAAGUGCUGCUGCGGAAUGAGGUGUAUUGGCAUUGCAGCCACAGAGAAAAAUGCCCCAGUGCUAUUUAUUCCCCAGUGACUCCAGGAUGACAAGGCCUACCUGACUUCCCAGAAUGACCUUGAGUUGCCAGGACAGUUGAUGAAGCCCCAGGGUUUUCAGGAAGCAGAGCCUUUUUAGGCUACCUGCUGAUUGACUUGUGGUGAC
Molecule: messenger RNA, 1796 nt
Organism: Phodopus roborovskii (desert hamster)
Lineage: Eukaryota; Metazoa; Chordata; Mammalia; Rodentia; Cricetidae
Gene: Eda
Product: ectodysplasin A
Exons: 8
Coding region: 359-1525 (388 amino acids)
Biological process (GO): immune response; animal organ development
Cellular component (GO): membrane
Molecular function (GO): death receptor agonist activity; death receptor binding; tumor necrosis factor receptor binding
Source: RefSeq, a predicted model, not a curated record